Molecule: messenger RNA, 4458 nt
Organism: Diabrotica virgifera virgifera (western corn rootworm)
Lineage: Eukaryota; Metazoa; Arthropoda; Insecta; Coleoptera; Chrysomelidae
Gene: RunxA
Product: runt-related transcription factor 2
Exons: 6
Coding region: 487-2001 (504 amino acids)
Biological process (GO): regulation of DNA-templated transcription
Cellular component (GO): nucleus
Molecular function (GO): RNA polymerase II cis-regulatory region sequence-specific DNA binding; ATP binding; DNA-binding transcription factor activity, RNA polymerase II-specific
Source: RefSeq, a predicted model, not a curated record
AGAGCGUGUGGCAUGCAUUUUUUGACCGACAUGUGGAAUUUCAAAACUCGGCGUUAUUGUGCAAAAUAUUUUCAACUUCAACUAGUGUUCCGCGAUAAAUAUCAACACAACAACAUCAAACAACAACAUUUUCUGUAAAUCAUCUACAUUCUUGAAAUCAGUUAAAAAGUGUUUAAAAAUACUAUAAAACAUCAUAAACAACUUGUAAAAGACAUGCACCAAAACUCCAAAACUUCAAGAUAGUGUCAUUAAAAUAAGAAAUUCCCUCUUAUAAAAAAGUUUCGCAACUUACGAAGUUCUUCCUGUUAAUUUAAAUAAUGUUCGACGUUUUUGUUUACCAAUUUAUGAAAACUAAUAUUAAAAUUGUUAUGUAAAUAAUUAAGAAAACACAAUUUGUGUGUCUUUUGUGAUAAAUUCUGUUGAUUUAUUGAACAUUAAGUUAAUCGAGAACACCAUGAAAUCGACAAUACCAUCUACUGUUUGCUGAUGAUCGGUGAUUGGAACGCGUCUUCAACAAUGCAUCUAACCAACACUCCUUCCGGUACUGGAGGUACCACCUCCACUCCAGAAGGAAACACUAGCUUGAUACAGGACACUUACACCAAAAUGACCAGUGAUAUUCUCGCCGAAAGGACAUUAAACGACUUUUUGAGUGAACAUCCCGGGGAGCUGAUUCGGACGGGUAGUCCAUUGUUUGUUUGUACGGUUCUACCGCCUCAUUGGAGGUCCAACAAGACUCUUCCUGUGGCAUUCAAAGUGGUUGCUUUGGGGGACAUUGGAGAUGGGACUGUGGUGACUGUGAAAGCCGGGAAUGACGAGAAUUAUUGUGCGGAGUUGAGGAACUGUACGGCUGUUAUGAAGAAUCAAGUUGCGAAGUUUAAUGAUCUUAGGUUUGUGGGAAGAAGUGGACGAGGAAAGAGCUUUACGUUAACAAUAAUGGUAUCUUCUAGUCCGCCCCAAGUCGCUACGUAUAACAAAGCUAUCAAAGUAACAGUGGACGGGCCGAGAGAACCAAGGUCGAAAACAAGUGAGAUGCAUAUGCUCUCUCUUCUAGGACAACAACAACAAUUUCACUUUGCCUUUGGCCAGAGGCCGUUUCCGUUUGCUGCCUCCGAUCCCUUAUCAGGAUUUAGAAUGCCGCCAAUAGGUAACUGCAACAAUAUGCCUCAGUUUGGUUUAAGUAGUACAAACUCCCAUUGGGGCUACAGUACGGCGGGUGCAUACUCCUCCUACUUUACACCAGGAGCCUUAGGUUCCUGUGCUGCACCAACGUCUCAGUUCAACACUCCUGCCCUUGGUUUUUCUGGAAGUACACCCGAUCAGUCGUCCACACAAGAUGCCUUUACCACAAGUUCUGCAGUUAGUUCAUUAAUACCAGAAGCUUCAACAACAGAUCUAGACCAGCAUCUUGGUUUAGUGUCAGCACAAAACCACACCAAUCACUCACACUCUUCGUCACAUACAUCUUCCCUUCUCGUACCUCGAUAUUCGAGUAACCAUACUGACUUCACCUUAUCAGGUCCUAGAUCUUUAUCAGACAACUCGAGUGCAGCCGAAAGUCCCGUCCAAGAUGAUCUUCUGAAUACCCAAAGUACUCUAGGAGUGAACCACGUAAACAACAGUUCCAACUUCCUGCACCAAAACAUGUCGCAGAGCUCGUACUCUACUAGUAAUUGUAAUAACUCUAUCUAUCCCGUUUUACCUGGUUUAUUGUACUCGCAGUUAUAUUCAGCGGCCAAUCAGUCCCAUAACUUUCACUCUUUACACACGCACACAACCCACGCCCAACACAACGACCUCCAAAGCGUGAUGGACCAUCUGUCAACCAGUAACCAGCGGCAAAUGGUUAACGGUACUACCGAUUUGCUUCUCAGCAACAACGGGACAUGCGCAGCUGCCGCGGCGCGACAAGAUGAUGGCCACAACAGGGGUUUGAGCAGCAAUGGUUCACAGAGAGGUCCUGGACAAAACGGAGAUGCCGUUGUAUGGAGACCCUAUUAGUUAUGUUGUAGUAAAUAUGUUUUCUUGAAAGACUGAAUUUUUAGACUGUUGAUCAUUUGGAUAAUGUCAAUAUUCACAUAGAAUAGAAGCUUGGUGUGGGUCUACAUUAUUGCUGCAUUAAAGAAGAAAUCUUUAAAUUACAAACUCAUUCUGGCUCUAAAGUUGCUUCAUGAUCAUCCAGCCUUCUGCAUCCAAAGUUGAACAUAGGCCCUUCCCUAAUUUCUUCCAGUUUUGUCGAUCUUGGGCUUUCUGCAACCAAUUCCCAGCAAUCUUUUGACGUCGUCUGUCCAUCGUGUAGGUGGUCUACCUCUACUUCUUCUGUCUUUUCUUGGUCUCCACACUGUAAUUUUUUAGGUCCACCUCCCGUCCUUCAUUCUGGCUACAUGGCCCACCCAACUCCACUUCAGCCAUGCUACUCGCUCUAUGACAUCUGUGACGCCUGUCCUUCUUCUGAUUUCUUCGUUUCUGACCCUGCCUCUGAGAGUCAGUCCAAGUAGUGACCAUUCUAUUCUUCUUUGGGCCACUCUAAGUUUCGUUGUUGGGGCCUGGGUUAACGAUAAUGUUUCGGCGCCGUAAGUCAUGACUGGAAGCACACAUUGGUUGAACGUCUUUCUUUUCAAAUAAUUUGGCAAGUUGCUCUUGAAGAUGUCUGAUAGAGCUCCAUAUGCGGCUCAUGCUAAGGUGAUCCUUCUCUGUAAUUUGGCAGUUUGAUUGUCCCUGGCAAUUUGGAUUUCAUGCCCUAAGUAUUUAUAUUUAUGGACCAAUGCUAUUUCGUUGACGUCGACUUUUGGAUUUUCGUUUGGUACCAGGUUCGUCAUGUAUUGUGUAAUGCGUAAAGUUGCUUAAGAGUAAUUUAUUUACUCUAACAACCUUCGAUACAUUUUUUUGCAUUCGUUUGAUCAUAGUAAGCACUAUAGAGAUCUAUUUUCAUAUCAAUUCAAAUAUGAAAUUUAUUUUCUUAAUAUUUUUCAUAUUUAAGCAAAUUUUUACCUUCGUUGUAAAAAAUAGUAAAUUAUACCUCAAUAUUGGCUUUUCAGCACUUUGUUUAGAGUCAUUUUUAUAAAAAUAACAUAAUGAACCUUUCACUUUUCACCUUUCACCGAUCUAUGUGGUAUUAUAGUAUUACUAUUUACAUAAGAGAGUCUUUAAUAUUCAAUUCAGCUGGAUGCUCUUGUUCAAGGUGUAAAUUUAUAUAAACAAGGGAUCAUCAUAAAACCAAGUGUAAAUUCAAAGAGGAGUCAGACAGGGAUGCGUGCUCUCGCCACAAUUAUUCAAUGUGUACUCCUCACUAAUAUUUCAGGAGGCACUAUGGGAAAGAAUUGAAGGUGUAAGGAUUGGAGAAAGCAUCAUUAAUAACAUAAGAUUUGCAGACAAUACCGCACUCGUGGUAGAGAAUAUAGACGAUUUACAAAUUCUCCUAGAUAUCAUUAACAAAGAAAGCAAAAAGAUGGGACUAACAAUGAAUAUAAAUAAAACCAAAUUCAUGGUGAUCUCAAGAAACCCUGUUGACAACAUACAUCUGACAUUGGAGGGUAAACCGAGAGAAAGGGUCGAGAAAUAAAAAUACCUAGGAGCAAUAAUUAUAAACUCACAAUUAGAUCAAGAUGAGGAGAUAAAGGUCAGAAUAGAAAUAGCUCGAAAAGGAUUUAUAAAAUUCAAGUCAAUGUUUACAAAUAAGAAUUUGAGUAUAGACAUUAAAAUUGAGGUUCGUCGAAUGUUAUGUUUGGUCGCAACUACUAUAUGGGGUAGAAGCUUGGACUCUAAAAGCACAAUCCGUUGAAAAUUGGAGGCAUUCGAAAUGUGGCUAUGUAGGCGUAUUCUGAAAAUUCCUUGUACUGCAAAAGUCUCAAACGAAGAAGUCAAGAACUCAAGAAUUGGACAUAGCAGGAAGCUUAUGAACACAAUUAAAAUCAGAAAAACAUCGCAUCUGGGCCACAUACUUCGUAACGAUAAAUACUCUCUGCUACACGCCAUCAUGCAAGGAAGAGUAAAGGGAAGAAAAGGCUUGAGAAGAAAGAAGAAAUCUUGGCUGAGGAAUAUCAGAGAUUGGACUAACCUCAGUGUUGAACAAAUAUUUCACGUUGCAAAAGACAGAGAAGCGGUAAAAAAAGUGAUCGCCAACCUUCGUAAGAAGACGGCAUAAGAAGAAGAAGAAGAAGAAGAAGAAGAAGAAGAAGAAGAAUAAAAAGAAGAAAAAGAAGAAGAAGAAGAAGAAGAAGAAGAAGAUUAUAAAACAGGUAGAUCCCUUGUAUAUGAUAUUUUACACCUCGAAUAUAGCACCCUGCUCAGAUGAAUAUUAAUGAGCCUCUUAGAAAAUUCAUAGUGCUACAAGUAUUGGGUAUAUUCCAUGUCAAAUCACGCAGGCAAAAAAUUUUGGAUCUCCGAUUUGUCUGAAAAUUGGUAUAUAGCUUCUGCGGGACGUAAAAAUAUGAUAUUUAAGGUCAAAAAAUCUACUUC